UUGAUUGUCAUUUAGCAGUUGCCAGCUUGUGUCAGAUAAGCGGUGUGGUUGAGGUUACAAAAUAUGAAUCAAGAAUAUUGAAUUAUUUUAAUAAGAAAUUGUCACAAAUCUUUUAUAGAUUUUACAAAGCAAUAAUUUUCAUACAAAAUGGCUACGGUAUCCACGGCCCCAGCUCCUGGAAUGCAUCAAAUCGAUUUAUCGAAGUUAAAUUUGCACCAGUUGGCUCAACUGAAACAACAAUUAGAUCAAGAGCUGACUGUUUUCCAAGAUUCAUUACAUACUCUAAAAAUUGCUCAGCGUAAGUUUGUAGAAUCUGGUGAGAGUGUUGAUAAAAUCAAGCCAACAACGAAAGGCGAAACGAUCCUUGUCCCUCUUACUGGCUCAAUGUAUGUGCCUGGAAUUUUAGCUGAUACACAGAAUGUUAUAAUUGAUAUUGGAACGGGUUAUUAUGCACAAAAGGACAUUGAAGGUGCCAAAGACUAUUUUAAGAGGAAAGUAAAGUUUGUAACGGAGCAAAUGGAAAAAAUUCAAGUAAUGGGAAUUGAGAAGUCCAAAGUUCGGGAAGCAAUAGUUAUGAUGAUGGAAAUGAAAAUACAGGCGCAGGCUCAGGCACAAAAGUCAUUGACAUAACAUAGUGUUUUAAUAACAUAUUAUCCCUCACUAGUUUGUAUUAUGUAUAUUUCUAUACACUAUUUAGCAGUUGAUUUUAUCAAUUCACCACGCUAAAAAUAGACAGGUUUAUAAAAAGCUAUAAGUUAUAUGAAAUGCAGGUUCAAUUCACCAAAACAUUGAAAUGUCCUUUCCUAUAGUGCGGUUAGAUGUAUGGACUUUAGGAGUAUUCAAUUUGUAAUUUACAAUAUGAGAUUUUAAACAUCUAAAAAAAUGAGUACCUAUGUUGCAUGCAUAUAUAAUCUUCUUUAUUUAUUAAUACUGUCUUAAUUUGCUUUGAAUUUUUAUGUUUAACUUGCAAAAGUAUUUUACAGAAUUAUUGAUAAAAAUUUUGUAAAAUUAUUCAAUGCAUAUUGUGUCUUCUUAAGAUUAUAAAUUGAUUUUAAAUUACUGUGUUUUAACUGCAACAAUUAACAACAUUUCCUGUUGAAUUCAGGUAUUAUAAUUUUAAAAUGUUUUGCUUACUAAAGAAUAAAUUUUUAAAUUGUA
Colias croceus (clouded yellow) is the source of this 1158-nucleotide messenger RNA. RefSeq names its product probable prefoldin subunit 5 (gene Pfdn5). Lineage: Eukaryota; Metazoa; Arthropoda; Insecta; Lepidoptera; Pieridae. Gene Ontology annotation, biological process: protein folding; regulation of DNA-templated transcription. Bases 148 to 630 code for a protein of 160 amino acids. The transcript is spliced from 3 exons. The record is from RefSeq and is a predicted model, not a curated record. Gene Ontology annotation, cellular component: cytoplasm; prefoldin complex.